Alternaria infectoria is the source of this 354-nucleotide messenger RNA. RefSeq lists its product as uncharacterized. The record is from RefSeq and is a predicted model, not a curated record. Bases 1 to 354 code for a protein of 117 amino acids. The transcript is spliced from 4 exons. NCBI's taxonomy places the organism in Eukaryota, Fungi, Ascomycota, Dothideomycetes, Pleosporales, Pleosporaceae.
AUGGCGUACUGCGACAACGCCGAGAAUGACUGCACGACCUUUGCUAGCGAGACGGCAGAUUGGUUCAAGAUCGGCGAGAAGGGGUUGUUGGAAGGAAGCAUCGAGACUGGAGAGUGGUUCCAGAAGGCGUUCAAACCCCAAUUUUACCCCGAAUGCGCGCAUUUGGAAGUCACGAAUGAUGAAGAGGAAGGCUCGAUUCCCAGCGAGGAGUAUAUGGUCAAGAUUCCAGGCGUAUGGAGUAUGGAACAACCCGAGAUCAAUAUCGACAUUUAUGACCCCGAGGUCUUGGUAAAGACGGUAUACAACAUCCCGGGCCCACCUGUAUGGACUGGAAAGCCGCAGGUCGACGCGUAG